Messenger RNA from Cherax quadricarinatus, 1842 nucleotides. NCBI's taxonomy places the organism in Eukaryota, Metazoa, Arthropoda, Malacostraca, Decapoda, Parastacidae. The record is from RefSeq and is a predicted model, not a curated record.
AUGUUCCAGGAUGCUUCAGUAGCUUCUAGGGAGUUACAGGACAUUAAAGCAUUUAUUGACAUGUUCCAGGAUGCUUCGGUAGCUUCCAGGGAGUCACAGGACAUUAAAACACCUACUGACAUGUUCCAGAAUGCAUCAGUAGCUUCUAGGAAGUCACAGAACAUUAAAUCACCUACUGAUAUGUUCCAGGAUGCAUCAAUAGCUUCUAGGAAGUCCAGGGGGGACUUUGAAAGCAUAUUGAAAGGGGUUCCAGAGAUGACUCUUCCUGUUCGCAUGAACGUAAUCAAGAACGCCAGAAGACAAAAAAUGAGGUUCGGUGUUCAGAAGGGUGGUGCUGUUACUGGACAUUACUGUCUUUACUUACCCUUGUGUUCGAGGAAUGAACCAGUGUUUCCUGCUCACUGUACACCAUCGCUAUGCCAGAGACUCAGAGAAAGUGCGUUCAAUGGUGCCACUAACGUCUUCACCUCCAUCCACACACUCGACAUGAAGUUCAUCAAUCUUGACAGAAAUGGAGAGUUCCACCUGGCUACACUAGUGUCGUCUCUGGCUGGCGUCUCCUGGUACCACCUUCUUCAUCCUGAGAACAUGAGAGAAGCACAGACCAAACACCGCCUCAUUACUACGAGUGAGCAGGACAGGUCCUGUAUCCUGCUGGUGCGUCUACAGGCCGCCGGGGGCACCUGGCGUUGGGUACAUAGUGUCUUACAGGUUAAGGAUGCUGCUGACUCCAGCCAGCAGCCAGUGAUCGUGGCCACCAACCAGGUUCUAGGAGAGAAGGAAGCAGCAGUGUUAAGAGCUAACUCUUGGCUCUAUCACUACUACACUAUGCAGUCCAAACUUCAGUACGGCAUCGCUUAUGAUGCCCACGCUCAACGCGUUCAUGCUUACUACCCCCAGGUCAUGACCUACCAGGGUGAUGUUGCUGCAGCUGCUGCAGCUGCUGCCGCUGCUGCCGCCGCUUCCUCCUACAUGAGCACAGCUUCCCUCAACAGCGGGGCUUACCACCAGGGGUACGGUGCCCCUACAGCACAUCACGCCCCUUACUCCCUCUCCACGCCUUCUUCGUACGCCCACCUCCAGCACUACCACCACCACUACUCCGUCAGACUCCAGCAUGGGCUGGAGUACUCCCGCGACCCAACCUGGAGUUAUUACGAUACUCCUCACACUGCCUCCCACACUGCCUCCCAUACUGCCUCCCACACUGCCUCUCACACUGCCCAUGCUAGCACCCACACCAUCCCACAUGCUACAACCCACGCCUCUACACCCCAGUCCCACACAAGUAACACACACGCCCACACAGGCAACACACACGCCCACUCGAGUAAUACACACGCCCACACGAGCAACACCCACGCCCACUCGACACAAGCUCGGGCCGCCCGCUCGUCGGAGUCCCCGACGGAGACAAAGCGGAAGUCUCCCCCGACUUGCGGGUCCCGACAGGCGGGUAGCGAGAGUGGCGGAGUGGCGGUAGCGACGCCCGUGGCGGUGCGGGCAGCACCGGCGGCGGUGCACAAGGGGGCGGCAUCCCCAGAGCUGGAGCAGCACCUUGAGGUACCUUGGAAGGCCUCACCGACGCAGGAAGUGCCGGAGUACCCAGAGUACGCCACCUACAUCACGCCUCCGUACUCUGCUGCCACACCCACCAAACUUAAUGUCUUCACCUUCGACGCCCGUGACGCCCACGACGCCUCCCACCGCAACCACCACGCCCAUCACCACGCCCACGACCACCACCACCAUGACCACCAUGUGCCUUCAGGGCCCCAGGACCCCAGAGAAGUGCCAUGGUGCGCCCAUACUUUUGUCAGGUGUGAUCAGUCAUGUUAUUAA